Messenger RNA from Acanthamoeba castellanii str. Neff, 840 nucleotides. RefSeq lists its product as uncharacterized. The transcript is spliced from 3 exons. Gene Ontology annotation, biological process: pseudouridine synthesis. Bases 1 to 840 code for a protein of 279 amino acids. Lineage: Eukaryota; Discosea; Longamoebia; Acanthamoebidae. Gene Ontology annotation, molecular function: pseudouridine synthase activity; RNA binding. The record is from RefSeq and is a predicted model, not a curated record.
AUGAAGAAGUCGAUCAGCGUGGUGCGCUCGCUCAACCCCACGCCCUACGCCACUCCGCCGCCGGUCGUCACCCCGGCGCCGGCCGCCGACGCCUCCACCCCCGCAGUGACCAAGCCCGCCCGCCGGGUCAACACCGCCAGCUCCCUCUUCCUCGUCCAAAUCCGCACUGGCCGUUUCCACCAGGUGCGUCGCCACUGUCGGUUUCUGUCGCACCCGAUCAUCGGCGACAGCACGCACGGCGAUCUGCCGGUCAACCACCACUGGCAGUCCACCACGCCGCAGGGCUACCCGCGCCUGGGCCUCCACUGCUUCGCCAUCGACAUCCCCCUGCCGACGCCCGAGCGCAUCGCGGCCUAUCUCCAGUGGUGGGCCGACAAGGAGAAGGCCCGCGCCGCGCGCCGCGCCGAGUAUGGCGAGUCGUGGCGCGAGCGCAAGCUGACGCCCGAGGAGGAGGUGGCCCGCCUGGAGGACAUGGGCAGCCGGCGGGCCGUGGGCGGGGCCGAGGGCGAGGAGGAGGCGGAUGACGUGGACAAGAUGGACCCGGAGCUCAAGGAGCGCGAGGAGGAGCUCGAGGCCAUCCUGGGCCUCAACCACACCACCGAGCGACUGCGCGCCCUGUGCCCGGUGCCCGACGACCUGCGCAGCGUCUGGGAGCGACAGGAGUGGUGGGCGGAUGCGGUGACGCGGCUGCCGUCGCUGGGGUGGACGCAGGAGGAGAUCGAGGUGCGCGCACGCGAGAACGACCUCUACGGGGCCGGGUGGCCCAUUCCGCGCGAGAUGCCCGAGCGCUUCAUCGUCGAGGACGGCCACAGCAAGAAGACCGGCACUCUCACCUCCUGA